Messenger RNA from Bombyx mori (domestic silkworm), 3477 nucleotides. RefSeq names its product nucleoporin 88 (gene mbo). Gene Ontology annotation, molecular function: structural constituent of nuclear pore; protein binding. The transcript is spliced from 15 exons. Bases 103 to 2088 code for a protein of 661 amino acids. Gene Ontology annotation, biological process: mRNA export from nucleus; protein import into nucleus; ribosomal small subunit export from nucleus. Gene Ontology annotation, cellular component: nuclear pore. The record is from RefSeq and is a predicted model, not a curated record. NCBI's taxonomy places the organism in Eukaryota, Metazoa, Arthropoda, Insecta, Lepidoptera, Bombycidae.
GAACGUCAACUUCAAUUCUCGACUUUAACUGUCAAAUCUAAACUACAUCAAAAUAAUCCUUACUUCCUGACCAAAACAAAGUAAUUUACAUUAAAUAUCGCAAUGGAUUUGCAUUUCUAUGAUAACAAAUUAGUAAAUCAUAAGUUAUUUAGAGAUUUGAAAGCCAGCCUUUCAGAUGAUACCAGUGGAAAGUUGAAAAAUUUGCUCGAACUCCGUGAUGAUGUGCUUUAUGUUUGGAACUCAACUGAAAACUGUUUGUUCUCCUUGAACUUGAAGCAUCUGGAAGAAAAUGGAGACGAGACCCCGUAUCAGCAACUACACUUCCUGACUCCCCCUUCAUUCGAGGUGGAACGGGUGAUGAUGAGCAGCUGUGGUAGCAGAAUCUGCGUCUGGGGUACUCAAGGUGUCACUAUAGCUGAACUACCUUCGAGAUGGGGUCGCGGUGGACUCUUCGAUUCUGGCAGUCAAACCGUGCUUUGCAAGAGCUAUAGUCUGGACGAGAAAUUCCUGUACACGACUGGCGAGAUUCGCAGGGUCCACUGGCAUCCGAUAUCUCUAUCACACGUACUGGUCUUAGUCUCCAAUAAUGCGAUCAGACUGUACAAUGUAACCUUGAAAACCGGUCCGAAGCUGGUGAAGACAUACUCUAUUGGUCCGAAACCGACCAGCCUCCUCGCCGGCAAGACGAUUCUGGACAGUCUCGGAGACACUGCAGUGGAUUUCACGCCGACGCCUGACGCGGAGCACAUCCUGAUCCUGAGGGGCGAUGGAGAAAUUUACAUGAUGGACUGUGAUCUGACUAAUAAAAGUCCACUCCAGCCGAAGCUCGUUGGACCCCUCGCCAUAUAUCCCCCUGCGGACGACAAUUACGGCUCGGACUCUUGCUGCAUCCUGUGCAUGGGGGGCAGCGACAUCCCCCCCCUGGUCGUCAUCGCGACUUCCUCGGCCGCUCUGUACCACUGCUUGCUGCUACCAAAUAGCGAGAAAGAAGAGAGCGACAGAGACGGCUACGCUCUGUACGUGGUGGAGACCGUGGAGUUGGACGUGGUACCGGAGCCCGACGCGGAGCCCUACCCCGUGCAGCUGAUCAAGUGCACGGACGACACGUACGCGUGCGUGCACGCGGCGGGCGCGCACACCGUCGCGCUGCCCGUGCUCGCCGCGCUGCGACACUACGCGCGCGCACCCGACGCGGAGGGGGAGGCGGCGGCGCUGUGCGUGACGUCAUCGCGCGCCGCGCACGUGCUGCGCGGGGGGCUGCGGGGCGCCCGCCCGGCCCGCCGCGCGCUGCCUGUGCUACUGCUACUGUGCCGAGACGGCUUGCUGCUCUCCCGCCCCCUGGCGCCGCUGUGCUCGGACGACGAGCUGUAUAAGGAGAUGCAGCUGAAGAACCCCGCCCUAGAGCUGGACGAAAUUAACGCCAUUUUAAAAGAGAGACAGAAGGUGUCGUUCACGGCCAUCAUACAGGAAAUCCUCGCCCGGGAGGCGUCGCAGCCCCUGCUGCAUCUGGACCGCCGCGCCGAGCCCGGGCCCCGGGACUGUCUCGAGCUGGUGACGCAGGCGACGCUGGCGCUGCGCGGCGAGUACGUGCGCCGCCAGCAGCGCGCCGCCGCCGCGCUCGCCCGCAAGCUGCACGCGCUGGGCGCCCUCGCGCGCCAGUACCGGGACUGGGCCGCCGACCUGCAGAAUGAGUUGGAGCAGGCGAGGCAGCAGUCUGCUGCGCUCCGGGAGAAGUGCAUAGUGGCGGAGACGCGCCAGGAGGAUCUCAACAACAGAUGCUCGGCGGUGUUGCGGCAGCUGCGGCAGAGCGCAGCAGUGUCGGAGGCGGAGGGCGCGCUGCUGGAUGAGCUGCGGCAGCACGCGCGCACGCACCGCCGCGCGCUGCCCCGCCUGCACGCGCUGCGGGAGCGGGCACGCACGCACGCCGCGCAGAUGGAGAAAUGGCGUACGGAGUACAAGAAGAAGGACAUCGCCCUGGGCCGGUCGCACAGCGAGACCAUCUCCUCCGUCCUGCAGCAGCAGACGGCGCAGAUAGCGACGCUGAUCGAAGAGACCAAGCUGCUGCGGGACCAGCUCAGCCUCGUGUAGCGGCCCCGCGGCGUUCCCGCAACAAACAACACCUUGCUGAUGUCCGCGGUCAGACCAACACUACGAGUACACUCUACAUUAACAUCAAUUUUAAAUAUAACUGUAUUCUGUCAGUGUCCCUUCACACCAUAAGGAGACUGUGAAUUCUUCAUUGAUUAUUUGUAAUCGAAAAUCAUUAGUGAUGUUAAGCGCGUAGAAAUAUCCGAGAUGUCGAACAAUCAAAUCAAAUUGCGACCCUAAUGACUGAAGCCCCAAGGCUCACAUUCCUGUUACAUGCCCUUCUCAUGUCCAUUAUUGAUGAUUUGAAAAAACCAAAAACUAUUAAACGUGGCUGAAAGUCGUCUGACGAAUAGUUGCGACACAUACAUCGCGCGCCGCGUCCAUUGCCGGCCCAGUACCGAGCGCACUGCGCGCUGUCGAGAUCAACGACGCAGUGGAAACAAAACUGUCCGAAGCGGUUUUAUUUGUUAUAUUUUAGAAGUCACGUCCUUACUGUCUUAUUCAAGUGUCUUAAUGGAUGGGUCUGUGGGCCGCUCAACAACGGUCGAACCGUGCGUGUUGACGCCAGAAAAUAAUUAUAAUUAAAAGUGAAAAAGAAGACAUGAGUGGAUGAAAGGGAUAUGAUACAAUUUGUUAAUUUUGAGAAAACGGGCAACAAACUUUUGUUACCGUAAAAUGGGGGGAAUUAUGACAAUUUUUAAGUUCAACAUUGAUUUGUAUCGUUUUUUUUUUUGUGUAACUAUAUUAAUAAAACAGAGAUCACAAUGGUUCCAGUGGCUUAAAUUUUCAUUUAUAAUGCAUUACGAUAUAGCUGAUAUUAACAUUAUCAUAAAAAGUUACAAAAACUAACUUUUCCCUAUUCACCCAGGCGUCGGGUGAAUCGGGUCGCUUAAGGGGUUAUUGUGGCACUAUUUACUUGUUAGGUAGGUACCUAAAUUUAGGUAAUAAAUUUUUUAAUAUCAUUAAUGAGUUACAAAACUUUGAUGACUAGAUUAAACUGCUUAAUAUUCAUGAACACUAAAUAAAAGUUAUUUUUAAUUCAACAAAGUUAAAUCUCUAAUAACUCAACAAAAGUAUUGUGACAUCCCAGAUUUGUCCGUUUUCCCCCCAAUCUACUGUACUUGUACAUAACUCUUUCAUCACAUGCAAUUUCUAAAAAUAGCUUUUAAACCCAGAGGUUUAAGGUCUAAUAUGACUUAUUGGCACAUAACACCUUCAUUCAAUGUAAAAACUUAAAAAUCUUAAAAACGGUACUUAACCCCUUCAUCCACUCGUGUCUUCAAUGGUAUUAGUUUGUGUUCUUGUGAUUUUAGUAUUAUCGAAACAAUAUAAUUAAACAUUUGUGAUUGUGGCUUUCUGUUUGUUAAAUAAAGUAUUUUGAUGAAUAUG